Messenger RNA from Babesia bigemina, 360 nucleotides. RefSeq lists its product as hypothetical. The record is from RefSeq and is a predicted model, not a curated record. The transcript has 2 exons. Lineage: Eukaryota; Apicomplexa; Aconoidasida; Piroplasmida; Babesiidae. Bases 1 to 360 code for a protein of 119 amino acids.
AUGCGUUUUUCUAUUAUAUUUAGCGAGUUUAAUUAUUUCAAGUAUGCUAUUCAAAUUAGCAUUGUAUUUCUCAAGGUUUUUGUCAUUUUUUACGUCAGUGAUUAUACUACACAAAAAUCCCGUCACCGCGUCACACAGCCUAUCCAAGUCAGAGUACACAAUGCCAGUGCCGUCGUAGCCUUUGGAAGAUGGAUUGAAGCCGAGGAAGGUUUCGAGGCCGGAGCAAAGGUUAUUAAGUAUGGAUUUAAAUUUUGUCAAAUUUCUUGUCAAGCCCCCAAGGCGGCACAUGGUCAGGCAGUGGCAAGAGGUGGAAGAGGGGAAGUGAAGGGUGACAACGCACAAGUUAUGGUUAUGGUUUAA